AUGUGUUACGACAUAGGAUGCAUGCCGCAUGUUAACGCGUUAAGAUGGUGUGAAAUCGAAUUGUCAUGUGUUCAACACCAAUUUGAGUGGACGCUUCCAGAAAAGAUUUAUUCACACCAAGGAUUGAAGACCAAGAAGACCCAUCAGUCGAAGGUUGAGGUAUUAAACAAAUCAGGAAGAAAAGAAGCCUAUCAGAAAGAGGAGAGAAAGCUACAUCGAAUGACACCCUGGCUGCUAGCCGUUUAUUGUUCUUGUGCUAAAUGGAACGACUGUGAUACCUGCAUACUCUCCGUGUUCAGUUUUGCGGACCAUCAAAUGGAUAAAGUAAAAGGGGAUAGGCUGAAGCAAGUCUGUAAUCUUGUGAGCACACACGUCGGAGACUCCAAGCCUCUAAAAGUAUGCGACACGGUCUUAAGGGAAGUUGUUGCCAAUAAAGCGAUUUUCCGGAAGAUGCAGGAAUACAAAGCGAAAGGACUGAAUAUGAAAUGGUUUUGUGCCGAAGAAUUGUCAAAACCCUACUGUACGUCCAAAGUUCCACAAUAAUUCACUUAUGUUGCUUUUUUGCAUUUGAAUUGCGGUUAAUAAAGACGGCAUUUUUGUAGGCAAAAUAAAAUUCCUCCC
Messenger RNA from Cylicocyclus nassatus, 621 nucleotides. NCBI's taxonomy places the organism in Eukaryota, Metazoa, Nematoda, Chromadorea, Rhabditida, Strongylidae. The record is from the annotation of a GenBank genome assembly.